This is a messenger RNA of Nymphaea colorata (pocket water lily), 1859 nucleotides long. Its product is annotated as anthocyanidin 3-O-glucosyltransferase 2-like. The coding region runs from base 272 to 1684 and encodes 470 amino acids. The record is from RefSeq and is a predicted model, not a curated record. Gene Ontology annotation, molecular function: UDP-glycosyltransferase activity. NCBI's taxonomy places the organism in Eukaryota, Viridiplantae, Streptophyta, Magnoliopsida, Nymphaeales, Nymphaeaceae. The transcript has a single exon.
UUUUGUAAAUUCCCAUUCCACUGAUGGAUUUUUAGGAUUUCUGUCUUGCUGCUGCCAAACACUACCCUACCCUAAUGAACCACUAAAACCUGUGGCCACGGAUGGAAGGGGGCCAUGCCAACCAUCAACAUCCAAAAAUGAUGUGUGGCUCACAGAUUCUGGCCGACCCUUUAGACGGAAGAGAGCAACUAGUGCGUUGUCACCACUUAGCCGAGCAAAUCUUCUUCAAGGCCUCGGGGCCUGCUAAAGAAGCCCAGAGAGAGAGAGAGCCAUGGAGUCAACAGUGGUCAUCUUCCCAAUCACCACAACAGGCCACCUCGUCUCCGUGAUUGAGCUCGCCAAAUUCAUCUCCCAGCUAAACCCACGCCUCUCCAUCACCACCCUUUUGAUGCCCAGUCUUCUAGGUCCUUCUCCAGCUUCUGCGCACACGGAGACGGUCGCAUCCACCGCCCUCAAUGUCCGCUUCGUCCACCUCCCUCCAGUUGAACUGACCGUCAACCUGCAAAAUGCCCAACCGGAGACCUUAGUCUCUCUCUGCGUUGAGAGGUACAAGCCCUUGGUGUCCGACCACCUCCGGUCACUUUGUGCAUCCACCAAGGUCUCGGCCUUCGUCAUCGAUUUCUUCUGCACCACCAUGAUCGACGUCGCUGCACAGUUGAAUAUCCCCACAUACGUCUUCUUCACCUCAGGGGCGUACCUAUUGUCCUUGUUGCUGCACCUCCCCAAAUUGGACGCCAUGAUUUCUUCCGAGUUCGUAGAAUCCACGACCAACAUAACCAUCCCCGGCAUGCCUUCUCUCCCACCACACGACCUGCUGAUGCCUCUCAAGGAUAGGAAGAACGACGCUUACAGGUGGAUGCUCUACCAUUCGCAGAAGCUGCACGAGAUUAAGGGGUUCUUAGUGAAUACGUUCGACGACUUGCAACCGCGACUUGCAGACGCCGUGCCCCAGUUGGUCGCCGGCGAUGGCGCCGGCCCCGCCGUUCUCCCUGUCGGACCGCUGUUGGCCCUUGACACGAACAAGGGAUCGGACCACGAAUGCAUCCAGUGGCUAGACGAUCAACCCGAUGGGUCUGUGGUUUUUCUAUGUUUCGGCAGUUGGGGCGCCCUCCCUGAUAACCAGCUCCGAGAAGUGGCACGUGGGCUGGAGCUUAGCGGGCAGAGGUUCUUGUGGUCCGCGCGAUCUCGGCCACCGCCCGGAGAGAUGAUUCAGUGGCGAGACGCCAAUCUGGAGGAGGUUUUGCCGGACGGCUUUUUGGAGCGGACCCGCGAUCGGGGAUUGGUUUGGCCGACGUGGGUGCCCCAAGUCGCCAUUCUCUCACACCGAUCCGUCGGUGGGUUUGUGUCGCACUGUGGGUGGAACUCUACUCUGGAGAGCGUCUGGUUCGGGGUGCCGCUGAUCUCCUGGCCCCUCUUUGCAGAGCAGAGGAUGAACGCAUUCGAGUUGGUGAACGAUCUGGGGUUGGCUGUAGGCUUGAAGAAGGAGAGCGUCGAGGACGACGCCUUUGUGAGGGCAGAGGAGUUGGAGAGGGCGGUGAGGCAGUUGAUGGAAGGUGAGGAAGGGGAGAUGGUGAGAACGAAGAUGAAGGCGGUGAAGGAGUUGGCAAGAAAGGCGGUGAAGGAAGGCGGAUCUUCGUACAAUAAUUUGAAGAUGGUGGUGGCUGAGUGGAGCAGAGACCAGUGAUUUGGCCUUCCUUCGGCCCUUCGGCAUUGUUACGAACUCGUGAUGGGCUUCCUCUGCGUUCUGCCUUGGCUGUAUCUUUUUUUUUUUUUUCACUCUCUAAUUUACUUUUUCUACUCCAUGCCACCUAAUGAAAAUGUGAUGUACCUCGGUAAUGGCAAUUUGCUUUACACUUUCU